Molecule: messenger RNA, 3438 nt
Organism: Neurospora crassa OR74A
Lineage: Eukaryota; Fungi; Ascomycota; Sordariomycetes; Sordariales; Sordariaceae
Gene: het-c
Product: glycine rich protein
Exons: 3
Coding region: 341-3241 (966 amino acids)
Source: RefSeq, a predicted model, not a curated record
CUUUUUGCAAAAUCCUUCGUAAUCUGCCCACUGGACAGCUCCUUCCAGCUUCAGGCCGCUUGUCUUACUCUGUCCUCAAGGUUCCUCCAAUUGUACUUCUCCAAAGACGUCCGCGAGACACACCUUCUGCGCAGGUUGUAGCUGAGUCACGCGCAUGUUUUUUGCAAGUACUGCGCCUACUAGCUACUAGACCUAGUUCUCCAUCUCAUCUCCCUUGGCAAACUGAAGACUGGAUGACAUCUUGACCUCUUUCAUCUCAAAAACUGACCCAAACCUUCAUCCAUUUGCGCGCAAAUACACAAAGAAAGCACGCGAAGCCACACAUUUUGAGUUGCACACGAUGACGGGUCUCAGGAUAGGCUGGGGCAGCGUCUUGCUGGUCCUAGCUCUGGUCCUGGUUGUCCUCCCGGACAAGGCCGCAGCCUUCGGUGCUGGCAACAUUCCCUCCAUCGCCCAGGUCGAGGGCCACAACUGGAGACAUGGCGAUAUCGAAGACGUUCUCAAGACUCUGGCCUUCAUUAACGGCAAAAAGUGGACCACUAUGAUGGUCGGGCGCACCUACUUUGGUAACUGGCUCCGAGACUACUCCCAGGCUAUCGAUGUCGGCAGCUUGAAGGGAGUUAAUGCGGCUACCAUUCGCAUCAUUGUAUGGGUUCUUUCUUUCCUGGCUCAUGGAUACGCUACCGAAGAGUUCGAGGUUACCGAGGAGCGCCUGGGCGUUUACAGACCCGAGGAACAUAUCGACAACCCUCUUGGCUAUGCUGACGGAAAGGAUGCCCGCGAGUUUGACCCAAGACUACGGGGCCCGGUACAUCCCGGAGAACUCGAGAUCGAUUUAUAUUCCGGAAUGAAAAACUAUAUCGCCAACGAAAGAUUGGCCUAUCAACAAGGCUGGAACACCACAAGUGCCGGCUAUAUUCGUUUCAGCUUGGAGCGUUGCAUCCAUUUCGGUCGUCUGUAUACCAGUGGCUCUCGUGGCAGAGGCAAGGAGUCCGACCUGUGCGAGGCCUUGAGGUGCUUGGGACAGGCCCUUCAUACCCUGGAGGACUUUCCUGCCCACAGUAACUACUGCGAGUUGGUCCUAAUCGAUAUGGAAGAAAGGCGGGGCGGGCAUAGUCCAGUCUUUCCCCACGUUGGCACAGAUACUCGAAUCACACUCAGGAAUGACACACGUAACAAUGGAAAGUCGGUUUGGCCUCUAGUCACCGGUACAUUUGGAGGGGUCGACUUCUUGCACUCCGUGUUGGGUGAGGCCAACGAUCACUUCACCCAAUCCGAGGUUGACGAAAUGAACGAUGCCCUCCUGACCGCUGAACAACUGACCAAGGGGUCCGGUGGCGGUUCUUCACGCGAUCGCGGUCUCAGCCUCUUUGGUUUGAACUUAGGCGGUUCCUCUAGCAACGAUGGAGACUUUAUCUCUCUCGUUUCCAAGCUUCCGGGUGUCGGUGACGGCUAUGCCAGCACAGCCCGUAGCCUGAAGGCUGCCUCUGAAGCUCAAGAACAGGAGAACAGCAGAUCUGCUGGCAACGUCAAUGUUGUUCCUGGCAUGAGCCCCAACUUUGACCCCGUCAAGACUGCCGCCAAGAUCUACCCAAUCCUCGAGUUUCGUGACAAGAUUGUCAGGUCCAUCAACAACAUGAUUGAAAAGAUUCCCGGUUUGGAGAGUCUGCUGGAGAAGAUCAGCGAGACUUUGACGGCUUUCAUUCUUGGCUUGCUGGCUCCUUUCCUGCGCCCCAUUAUCAACCAGGUCACUCAAGUGUUGAAGGAGGGCUCGUCUGGUCUCAUCGCGACCAGCGCAAAGCAGCAGCUCGAGCCGUGGAAUAACCCUCAGUGCGACAACCCCACCCACUCUAUGCUUUCCAAGGACCACUUUACCAACAUCUUAAACUCGUGCGCCGGUCGCGUCGCCGCCAACAUUGUUCAAUACGUUGUUCCCCGGGUUGUUUACGCCUGGGAAAAUCCCGGUGUACCCGACAGCGAGGUCAUUGCCGACGUCCUCCAGGUUUUCCACCAUCCUGCCAACUACAAGGAGGAGGUCGAGAUUCAGCGCACAAUGUACGAGACCGUUGUGCAGUGGUCCCGGGAGACUCAUCAUGACUACAAGACGCUUCUCGCGUCCGAGUCCGUCAAGGAAGGCCACAACCAUGUCCUGAACGGUCAACCUAUGGACCGUGGCCCCGGUGGUGGCCACACCUCAUGCGGCGCUGAUGGUGGCCACGGCAAAGUUGCGGGCUCCCUCUGGAGCAAGAUCCAAUCCCGUGAUCUGGACACUUCUGCCCCUAGCGGCGGCGUAGGUGGCGGUAGGCCGUCUUCCUCCACCGGCCACAAGUAUGGCUACUCCGCCUCCUCUUCUCACCACGAGGUUCCCACGCACGGCGAGGCAGCCUCUUACUUCUCCUCCGCCGACCCACGCCAUGCCUCUCCGCCAACAGAUCGCUACUACGGCAGCCGCCCCUCUUCCUCUGGGUAUGGAUCCUCCGUUCAUGGUUCCGGCCGCCCCUCACCCGCCCCUGCGUCCUUUGGGUACCACCACGGCGGUCAUCAAGCUUAUGAGGGCAGCAGCAGCAGCUAUCCUUCGCAGCCGUCAUAUGGUGGCUCUUCCGGCCCAUCAUACGGUGGCUCUUCUGGACCAUCGUACGGCGGGUUCUCUCAACCCAGCUAUGGUUCCCAACCGUCUUACUCAUCUCAACCCUCCUAUGGCGCGCCCCCCUCCCAGCCACCCUACGGCUCUCAACCACACUACGGCGGCCCCCCUCAUAGCUCCUACAGUGGUGGGCGUCCCCCAUCUCCUCCUCGCCCCUCCGGCUACGGCGGCGGGUACGCUGGUUACUCUGCUGGUCCCCCUCCCAGCCACGGUGGCUAUGGCGGAAGUCCACACGGCGGCGCUCCCUACCCCCAUGGCGGUGCAGUAGGCGGUGGUGGCUCGGCUCCUUAUCCCCACGGUGGAAGGGCUGAUGCGUACGAGAGGAAUUAUGAUCAGCAUUAUGAGAGGGAUGAGAGACGUGGCGGUAGGGAUGGCAGGAGGAGGAGAGGAAGCCAUGGAAGCAGGAGUAGCAGCGAGGAGCGAGACGGAAGAGGUUACCCUGGGCAAGGGUCUAGGGGAAGUGGUCAUCAUGGCGGUGGAGGAGGGUACGGAGGGGGAUAUGGUGGUGGAUAUGGAGGUGGAUAUGGAGGUGGAUAUGGAGGUGGUGGAGGAUAUGGCGGAAGUUAUGGCGGUAGGGACGAGCAUCGGAGGUAUUGAGCUUGGUGAAGUAAUGAUUUGAAAGCGGAGAUGGAAGACGGAAUGAUCUUGGAUAAUGAACGAAUGGUUACGGUUUCUACGAGUAUAUCCUAGGUUCACGGUGAGGAUGGUGUUCUUUGAAUGAUCCCUUUCUGGUAUGAUACCAUUCACUUUAGUUCAACAGUUCAUCAUUGCAGACUUAUAAAGUAUGAUUAAGC